Messenger RNA from Moneuplotes crassus, 489 nucleotides. Lineage: Eukaryota; Ciliophora; Spirotrichea; Euplotida; Euplotidae. The record is from the annotation of a GenBank genome assembly.
AUGAAAACAAAUUCACCAAAAAAUCAAUUUUGGGACGAUUCUUCCUGAAUUGUCUCUGAAGAGUACAAUGAGUCUCCUUCCAAAAAUAGUGUUUAUCAUUGGAAAGGAAAUGCAAAUGCUCUUGAAGAUAUCACUAAAAAAUCAAAAAGUGGGAAGACCAUUUUGAACUAUCCUAUGCUAACUGAGAACUAUCCCUUUCAAAAAUCUGGAGGUAAACUUGAGAGAAGAAGCCUUAUCUCAUCAAAGCAGGCUUCUAUACUUCCCCAAAAUUCAAAAACUUGUGAGUCUUAUAACAAAGUUUCGAAAAAAUUCAAAAAAUCUUCACCAAGAGAUGUACUUCACUUCCCUAAGAACUCAGAAAAAACAAGGUCCUUGAAUUGGAAAGAAAAAUGUGAGAUGAGCAAAAUGAUUUCCUCAUCAAGAAUCCUCUUCCAGCUUCACAAAAAGUCUUAAUUCUUAGUGGAAUUGUCUCAGAUGUGGGGAUGCUUA